This is a messenger RNA of Prorocentrum cordatum, 345 nucleotides long. Lineage: Eukaryota; Dinophyceae; Prorocentrales; Prorocentraceae. The record is from the annotation of a GenBank genome assembly.
AUGGCCCCAGCUUAUCACGUAUGCAGUGGCCCCAGAGAAAUGGCUCUGCAUUGUAUGUGUGUGGGAUGGUUGUGGACAGGUGUGGUGUUUGUGACAAGUAUUCUCUUGGAUAUGUGUGCUAUUGGCGCUUUCAUCAUUGGCAUGGUAAAUGGCUCUAUGUGGCCGGUCCUGGGCAUCGGCUAUUUUGUGACCGCCUUCGGUGGGCUCUUCGCAGUAUUCAUGGUCUUCCGCCAACUUGUUUAUUAUCGGUGUUGGCACUCCUCGGUUUUAUUUCUCGCGCUGAGUGUUGGCACUAUUGUUUUCAUUACGAGUGUUGGCGCUAGUAUGUUUGUGGUGGAUCAUUGA